GAAAAGUUAAAAAAAUAUAGAUAAAUUUUUUUGCAUUUUUUUUUUUUUUUUUUGACAGUAAGAAUAAUUUCCUAAAACCUGUCUUAUUUAGGGAAAAAUCAGGUUUUCGAACAGUGCUGGAGCCAAUAAGGUUAAAUUGUUUAUGAGGCUAAAUAAUGGAUUUAAGACUGAUUUUUAAGGAUUUAAGAGGCUUAACAAAAAGGGUUUGGUGACUUUUAAAGGGUGUUUUAAAGGGUUUGUCAGUUGAAAUCAAGGAGGAUAGAAGAGUAAGAUAAGGGACCCUACUGACUCCGCUAUAUGGUUCCUAAACCACAGCAAAACUUCCUUAAAACACCUUAAAAGACCGUCUCACUAACUUAAAAACCUUAGCAAUUCCAAAACACUAGAAAAACACACCAAACACUUAAAAAUACACCUUUAUAAGUUCUCUUAAACCCUCCUAAAAGUUUAACACUCUAAAAAUACUAAAACUCAAAGUCAAAGUCCCUUGCAAACACUAAAAACCAAUAAAUAUCGCAAAAAACACACCUAAAAACAAAAUGAUCUGAAACACAUUCAAACACUCCCAGAACAGAAUGGACACACACUAUCCCAUUCAAAAUACACCCAAACACAGUUACCCAUUAUUAAAACUCAAAUACAUACACACUCAAAACACCAUUGUAUCCCCACAAUCACAAAAAAAAAAGCCAAAAAUACACAAGAGAUCAAAGAGAGAGAGAGAGAGAGAGAGAGAGAGAGAGAGAGAGAGAGAGAAUAUUGAUGGCAAAUGGAGAGAAAUAUACCUAUCUUUUAUCAUAUGGGCUGUGUUCCUUUGUUCCCAUCCCACCUCAUGGAAAUAUUGCUCUGACCUCAUCCCAUACUUUUUUUUUUCCCACCGUUGACACAAAGGCAAGGUCGAGUGAUCGAUUAUGGAUUCCACACAACAAAGCUGGCAUCGCAAUUCUUCACGUAUAACUUAUUUCAUGCCUAAUACAACAUUAAAUAUUUAAUGUAUACUUCAUUAAUAAAAUAACAGUACCAGAGAGCUACGUUUGUCCAUAAUAAAUAUAUUCUCAUCCUCUUCAUGAUCACCACCAGCCUCUCAGAACACACACACACACACACAAUGAUAAAAAGCGGUAAUCAGUGAGGCCAUGAAUGAAAUUAUAUGACUGGCGGAAUGAUGUGAGGGACUACAGAAGAAAACAAGAGAAAAAAAAAAAAACAUGCAGUUUCAUUCAUAUUAUCGGUCGGCCGCAACGAUCCUGUCCUUGGACUUUUGAAGCCAGGCCCAGCCUUCUCUAUAGGUCAGUGUGGCGGCAGACUCGGCGCGGGGUGGAAGUGAGGCUUCCUUCCCCAGUCAGCACCGCUUCUUUCACCUUUCAGAGCUAGAGGCCACCUGCACACUAAUGUUUUGCGUAUAUCCCGUGGCUGGCAAGGACGGAAUAUGGGGAGGAAAUUCGACAUCCGUGAGUACUUGCUGCAGCUUCAGUGGUCCAGAAAUGAGAAAAAGAAACGCAAGCCCCCGCGCCACUCCAAGACCCGCCACUGCCUCUACUCGCAGGACCCCGUGAAGGACGACCUGGUGUGGAAGUCUGUGGUGCGCGGAGAGGCGAUUGCGGCGGAGCGUCGGAAACGGGACUACGCCUCAGCACAGCAGCUCUAUCAACACCAGCAGGAGCAGCUGUCCGUCACGACCAGUCAGGAGGGAAGGGAGGAAGAAGGGGAGGACGAUGCACCCCAUGAACUCCCCCAGCAGGCCACUCACGACCCGCCCCUCCCAGCCACCUCCAACGGGUACAUCGGCUGGCGCUCCUCUGUACCACAUCUGCAGCUGGAGCGAUUCGGGAACUUCACUUGAGUCUUCUAAGCUGCAGCAGUCCUGAAUGGAAUAAUUGGGAUUAUCAGUAUUGAGCUCUGGCAUAACGAAAAAAAAAAAAAAAUAGUUUGAAAAUAUAUAUAACUAGAACA
Molecule: messenger RNA, 1953 nt
Organism: Scylla paramamosain (green mud crab)
Lineage: Eukaryota; Metazoa; Arthropoda; Malacostraca; Decapoda; Portunidae
Exons: 5
Coding region: 1430-1843 (137 amino acids)
Source: RefSeq, a predicted model, not a curated record